This is a messenger RNA of Abrus precatorius (Indian licorice), 530 nucleotides long. RefSeq names its product vascular-related unknown protein 1-like. The transcript has 3 exons. The record is from RefSeq and is a predicted model, not a curated record. Bases 22 to 522 code for a protein of 166 amino acids. NCBI's taxonomy places the organism in Eukaryota, Viridiplantae, Streptophyta, Magnoliopsida, Fabales, Fabaceae. Gene Ontology annotation, biological process: xylem development.
AUCAAAGCUUCUUCCAAGAAUAUGAGCGGUGAGUGUGAGUCCUCAGAGGAGAGUGGUUGGACUAAGUAUUUUGAUGAUUUCCUUAACAACCAUAACAUUGAUGAUCACAAAUGUUAUGUGUCUUUCUCUGGAGCUGAUCAUAACACCUCCUCCUCCCUUGUUUCUGAUGCUACUCCCUUGGUUGCUGCGAAAAAAUUAAAUGAUAGCACACAAGCUAAGGAACAUUGUAAUGGAUCGAGUCUCAAGAAGAGAAAGAAGAUCAAAACAGCUUUGGUUGAUGAUGAUUUGGAAGAUACUGCAAGUUCUCCUAUCAACAGCCCAAAGGUUUUAUAUGAGAACCAGUUAUACCAGGCAAAACAGAAGGAAGAGAUGGAGCUUUAUCAGGAAAAUGGAAAAACCUCGGGAGAAAGAGAUGAGAGGAAAGAGCUGUGUUUUAAUGGGAGCGACAGUGACCACACAGAACUGACGAAGAAAGGGCUUUGCUUAGUUCCUUUGUCGAUGAUAGUGAGAUAUCUAGGUUGAUUAGUUUC